Messenger RNA from Chelonoidis abingdonii (Abingdon island giant tortoise), 3819 nucleotides. NCBI's taxonomy places the organism in Eukaryota, Metazoa, Chordata, Testudines, Testudinidae. The record is from RefSeq and is a predicted model, not a curated record.
AUGCUCCGAGCCGCUCGCGCCGCCACUCUUCAGGACCACCCUCCCGCCGCGGCGGAGGAGACUUUCCGUGGCGCGGCGGUUGGCCGGGCCAGCGGCAUUCCUGAGGGGCGGGGCACCACGGCGCGCGCGCGGCACGGUCGCAAGCAUGGAGGAUCGGCCUCCUCUCGUCCCAGCGUUAGGAGCCGCCCCCACUCACGCGGGAUCGGGCCCCCCUCCACAGGAGCGGGCCUUGGGUACUGGGGGAGCGGGGGGGCCCGCGGAGGUCGGGCCCCGGUGGCGGAGGAUCGGCCCCGCGCGGGCGUGGGAGCGGGCCCCCCCGGCGGAAGGAGCGGCCCAAGGCGGAGCGGGGCUGGGGUGGUGCCCUGGCCGGGGGCGAGGCGAGCCCCCCGAGGAUUUCCCUGCCCCCCGAGGCCCCGUCUUCGAAGCAGCUGGCUGAUUCGCGACCCUUGGCUACAUCGCCAGAUUUCCGGCCCAUCAGCCGAAGAAAGGCGGGAUCUGCAAGAUCCGCCCCCCGCCGACUGGCAGCCCCCCUUCGCUGUGGAAGUGGAUAACUUCAGGUUCACCCCACGCAUCCAGAGGCUUAACGAAUUGGAGGCGCAGACGCGGGUGAAACUGAACUACUUAGACCAGAUUGCGAAAUUCUGGGAGAUCCAGGGCUCCUCGCUCAAGAUCCCCAAUGUGGAGCGGCGCAUUCUCGAUCUCUACAGCCUGAGCAAGGUAGAGUGGGUGCUGUGGGUCAGCGCUGGGGGGACUGCAGCGCUGGGGAGGUGGCUGCAGGUUGGGGCAGGGGGGUCGGCAGAGCUGGGGAAGGCGCGGAUUGGAGGCCAUGGGUGCUGGCAGUUCUGGGAGGUGUCCACGGGUGGGGGCGCUGGCAGCGCCGUGGGUCAGGGAGGGUGCCAGGGGAGGUGUGCGUUCGGGGCCAGAGGUGCCAGCAGCCUCGGGGCUGGGGUCUGCGUGUCGGGGGUGCAGCCCCCCCGGCAGGAGUGUAAGCGCCCCCCGGAGGCGUUCGGCUUCGAGCAGGCCACGCGGGAGUACACGCUGCAGAGCUUCGGGGAGAUGGCUGAUGCUUUCAAGGCCGACUACUUCAACAUGCCCGUCCAUAUGGUGCCUACGGAGCUGGUGGAGAAGGAGUUCUGGCGCCUGGUGAACAGCAUCGAGGAGGACGUGACGGUGGAGUAUGGCGCCGACAUCCACUCCAAGGAGUUCGGCAGCGGCUUCCCCAUCAGCGACAGCAAGCGGAGGCUGGGCCCCGAGGAGGAGGAGUACGCAGCUAGCGGCUGGAACCUGAACGUGAUGCCGGUGCUGCAGCAGUCGGUUCUGUGCCACAUCAACGCCGACAUCUCGGGCAUGAAGGUGCCCUGGCUGUAUGUGGGCAUGGUCUUCUCCGCCUUCUGCUGGCACAUCGAGGACCACUGGAGCUACUCCAUCAACUACCUCCACUGGGGCGAGCCCAAGACGUGGUACGGGGUACGCGGUGCCGUCGUUCGCAAGUCUGAGCACCUGGAGGACGUAUUGAAGAAGCUCACCCGAGCGGUUUGAGAGCCAUCGGAACUGCUGCAAUUUCAGCUCGUCACCCUCAUGAACCCUCAACAACCGCUCAUGGGCGCACUGUGCGUGCCGGUCGUCCGGACAAUCCAGUGUGCAGGAGGAUGGCGCUGCCCCGAGAGGCUCGACCUCAACACUAGCGGCCCGCCGGUGCCAAAGGAGGUGUUCAUCCUGGCGGAGGCGCGCAAGCUGCGCCCGGCCCUGUGGACAAGCGUGCCGGAGGCCGAGCGCGAGCCUUCGAGUGCUCCGGCGAUGACGCGCCGUGCGCAGUGCAACGACACUGCGUUUCCUUUCGGCAUUGGCCAUGUUACCGGACUGCCCACCCGCCUGGUUGCCUCUACCCAUCCACCCUCGAAGUGCCCUAGCAGCCGCCAGUACCUCAGGAUGGCCACGGCCGGGACGUCCGGGAUCCCAGCCCUGGUACCGUACACGCUGGCCGAGCUCCCGGCCAUGCUGCACAAGCUGAGGUUCGGCCGAGUCCCCUCUUACCCUGGGCAACAAGGUUCGAAAUCGCCCUGCGAGGUGGCAGGAGGCGCAAGAGGAUACGUGGUCGCGGCGCUGGCUUCCUUUCCCUGCACGAGCUGCUACAUCGGGCUGAAGAGCUGCCUGCCGAGGCCGAGCGCUGUGUCUCCGACGCUCUGCGGGACUCAAUCAGCGGCCCUGGGGGGACGGUGGUGGGCAGUUCCUCAGGCUAACCUGGUGCCCCUCUUGCCCAGGGUGCCUGCUGUGCCGCUGUCGCUGGAGGAGUUGCGCACCUUCCUGGAGCGCAUGAGCAGUGUGCCCUGCGUCAUGCACCAGCUGGCCGAUGUGCAGGCGGUGCUGGAGCGGGCGUUGGCGUUCCAGGAGGAGGCGCAGGAGGCCCUGCGGGGGCUGCCCGCCAGUGCAGUCCAGCUGCAGGGGCUGGUGGCGCAGGGGGCGCGGCUGGGCGUGGCUGUGCCUGAGACGCGCCAGCUGGAGCGCCAGGUCCAGCAGGCGGCUUGGCUGGAGGAGGUGAAGCGGGCGCUGCGCUCGCCCUGUGAGCGGGUGCCCCUGGCCCUGGUGCGUGGCCUGGCCCAGGCUGGUGCCACCGUGGCCCCCAGCCUGGCUGUGGAGAAGGCUCGGGCUGAGCUGCAGGAGCUGCUGACCAUCGCCCAGCGCUGGGAGGAGAAGGCCCAUCUCUGCCUCGAGGCCAGGCAGAAGCACCCCCCGGCCACGCUGGAAGCCAUCAUCAAGGAAGCGGAGAACGUCCCCGUGCACCUGCCCAACAUCCUGGCCCUGAAGGAGGCGCUGGCCAAAGCCCGGGCCUGGAUCGCCGACGUGGAGGAGAUCCAGAACGGGGAUCACUACCCCUGCCUGGACGACCUGGAGGGGCUGGUGGCCGUGGGCCGGGACCUGCCGGUGCGGCUGGAGGAGCUGCGCCAGCUGGAGGUGCAGGUGGGCACAGCGCACUCCUGGCGCGAGAAGGCCUCCAAGACCUUCCUCAAGAAGAGCUCCUGCUACACCUUGCUGGAGGUGCUGUGCCCCUGUGCGGACGCUGGCGCAGCCAGCCCCAAGCGCACCAAGUGGCGGCGGGAGCCAGAGCUCGGCAUCUACAAGUCGGACACCGAGAGCCUGGGGCUGUCGGCUCAGGACCUGCGGGACCCCGGCUCUGUGGUGAGUGGGCGGCAGUGUGGCCUGGCCCCUUUAGUGGCACCAGGAGAGACGGAGGGGGAGGCGAGCAGAAGGAGCAAGCUGGGGCAUCUGACAGGCUUCGCGCCGUACGGGCGCUCAUACGCACUGAGACAGCACCCGGAGGCCACCAGCGCCGGCGCUGAGCGCCCAUCCCUCCUGCCUGUGGCAGACCGCCCGGGCCCACCGUCACUCGGCGUAGCGCUGUAUGGAGUGUGGCGACUGGUUCCCGCGCCCCAUAGCGUGGCCUCGGCCCCCGCGGGCGGCCAGGAAGCGCUGCAGCCUAGCAGCUGGUGGGAUUGGACACCAAAGUUCCUGUGCCCGCAAGGAACUAUUGCCGCGCUGGUGCUCCGCCGCGUCCCGCGCCCUUGCUAUCUGGGGCGUCCCUCUGGUUACGGCUUUGCACCGACCAGUGACGAUGGGCUGGAGCUGUUCGGCGCAGCGCGGGCGAGGCUGCGUGCUGCGCCGAGCGCCCACUCACCCUGGCAGGACCGGCGCCUGCCGCUGCUGCGCCCUCGUCCCGGCGUGGCCGCCGCCCUGGGGGCCCUGGCGGCGUUUGCGCACGCGGCGCUGCACGGGACGCUGGCGCGCCUGCGGGAGACGCUGCAACGAGCAGCCAGCAGGUGA